GGCGGAAGUGGGCGGGGCGAGCGCGCCGUGGGAGAGGGAGCUGGUUGAGGGGAGCGGAGGGGCUCGUUCCAAAAUGGCGGAGCGCGGUUACAGCUUCUCCCUCACUACCUUCAGUCCUUCUGGAAAACUUGUUCAGAUUGAAUAUGCUUUGGCUGCAGUGGCUGCAGGAGCUCCAUCGGUUGGGAUUAAAGCUGCAAAUGGAGUGGUGCUGGCAACUGAGAAGAAGCAGAAAUCCAUUCUUUAUGAUGAAAGGAGUGUCCACAAAGUAGAACCAAUUACCAAACACAUAGGUUUAGUGUACAGCGGUAUGGGUCCAGAUUACAGAGUACUUGUGCACAGAGCUCGGAAGCUGGCCCAGCAAUAUUACUUGGUUUAUCAUGAGCCCAUUCCAACGGCUCAGCUAGUGCAGAGAAUUGCUUCCGUGAUGCAGGAAUACACGCAGUCUGGUGGUGUUCGUCCCUUUGGUGUGUCACUGCUAAUAUGUGGCUGGAAUGAAGGGCGGCCCUAUCUAUUUCAGUCGGAUCCAUCUGGAGCUUACUUUGCCUGGAAAGCAACAGCCAUGGGGAAGAAUUACGUCAAUGGGAAGACAUUCCUUGAGAAAAGGUAACGUAUUUGAUGCUUGUCUGAAAGGACACUGU
Messenger RNA from Calidris pugnax (ruff), 638 nucleotides. RefSeq names its product proteasome subunit alpha 2 (gene PSMA2). The record is from RefSeq and is a predicted model, not a curated record. Gene Ontology annotation, biological process: ubiquitin-dependent protein catabolic process. Gene Ontology annotation, cellular component: proteasome core complex, alpha-subunit complex; proteasome core complex. Bases 74 to 607 code for a protein of 177 amino acids. NCBI's taxonomy places the organism in Eukaryota, Metazoa, Chordata, Aves, Charadriiformes, Scolopacidae. The transcript is spliced from 6 exons.